AUGCUUCGGAAGAGUGGACGGCGGCUCGCCCUGGAGGGCGAGCGUCAGUUCUUCCACCCCGGCAACUCACCGAUGCAGUCGACCGGCGGGCUACCCUUCUACGGCAACCUGUACGCUGGCCGCGUCGACUCCCAGAACUACGUGCCACCUCGCCAAGGCGGCUCUGGGCUGCUGGAGGUGGACAAGUCCCUCUGGGACAACCCGGCGACGCGGCAGAAGCUGCAGUCCUGCCCCUACUUUGCGCUGAGUGAUCAGGUCAUGUUCCAUAACAUGGACCCCGUCUACCUUGACCCCGGCCUCCUGUCCCCUGAGGAGCACCAGCUGCUGCUGCUCUUUAGUCGAGCCUACUACGAGAAGUGGUCUGUCAUCCAUCGCCGCCCUCCGCACGCACUGCCGAGGCUGCGCAUCACCUACGGCUCGUCGAAGCUGCUGGACGAGAUUCUUUUCUUGCUGGACGUGCAUCCGGAUGUGUGCGAGGUGCUGAAGAAGGAGUACGCCGUCGACGACUCCACGCUCAUUGGCAUGAAUCCAAAUCUGUGGAGCUCCGCGUACCUCGACCCUGCCAACAUGGAUCACCUCUCCGGACGAGUGCUCGAGUUCGCUGGUGUGCCAGAGCCGAAGCGGACAAAGUUCUUUCUCCUGCUGGACCAGAUGCGCCGCAUCAAAGUCCAUCGGCGAGACCUCCCCAACAGUGAGGAGAGGGUCGAUGUGGUGCCUUUUUGUUACGGCGUCACACUCUACGACUUCUGCAAGUUUCUCGGCAUCACGCCCUACUCGGGUCAGCUGAAGGUGUACGACUACGUCGACCUUCAGGGAACUGCGCGCUCCGAGACGCUCAAGGACGAGGACUCCUACUUUGACUACCUUGUUGCCCUGUUCUACCGCGCCGAUGUUCGCUCCGCCACCUUGACGGACCUGGCUGAUGCGAGCGACCACACCUGCCGCUACACCGUCACUGUGGAGCCCUUUACGACGGCCGACCGCAGGGUGGGGCGCUGGUUCUGA
This is a messenger RNA of Leishmania major strain Friedlin, 1005 nucleotides long. RefSeq lists its product as hypothetical. NCBI's taxonomy places the organism in Eukaryota, Euglenozoa, Kinetoplastea, Trypanosomatida, Trypanosomatidae. The coding region runs from base 1 to 1005 and encodes 334 amino acids. The record is from RefSeq and is a predicted model, not a curated record. The transcript has a single exon.